This is a messenger RNA of Boleophthalmus pectinirostris (great blue-spotted mudskipper), 1155 nucleotides long. RefSeq names its product 5-hydroxytryptamine (serotonin) receptor 1B (gene htr1b). Lineage: Eukaryota; Metazoa; Chordata; Actinopteri; Gobiiformes; Gobiidae. Gene Ontology annotation, cellular component: plasma membrane. Gene Ontology annotation, biological process: chemical synaptic transmission; vasoconstriction; regulation of behavior. Bases 1 to 1155 code for a protein of 384 amino acids. The record is from RefSeq and is a predicted model, not a curated record. Gene Ontology annotation, molecular function: G protein-coupled serotonin receptor activity. The transcript has a single exon.
AUGGCCAGGCAGCUCGUGUCUGGAGAGCUGCUGCUGAAUUUCUCCAACAACGAUUCAUGGAAUAACGUGACCGCGCGCCCGGAGAGCGGCGCGGCGGCGGAGCGGAACAGCGCGGCGUUCCGCGCCGGACUAGCGACGACUUUAGCGCUCAUCACCCUGGCGACCACCCUCUCCAACGCCUUCGUCAUCGUGACCAUCUACAAGUCCCGGAAGCUCCACACUCCGGCCAACUUCCUGAUCGCGUCCCUGGCGCUCACGGACCUGCUGGUGUCGGUGCUGGUGAUGCCCAUCAGCGCGCUCUACACCGUCCUGCAGACCUGGACUCUGGGGCAGGUCAUGUGCGACAUCUGGCUCUCCUCCGACAUCACCUGCUGCACCGCGUCCAUCCUGCACCUGUGCGUCAUCGCGCUGGACCGAUACUGGGCCAUCACGGACGCGGUGGAGUACGCCAAGAAGCGCACGCCGAGGCGCGCGGCGGGGAUGAUCGCGACCGCGUGGGUCAUCGCCAUCUCCAUCUCCCUGCCGCCGUUCUUCUGGAGGCAGGUCAAAGCGGAGGAGGUGACGAGCUGUAACGUGAACACGGACCACAUCUUCUACACCAUCUACUCCACCUUUGGCGCCUUCUACAUCCCCACGCUGCUGCUGAUCGCGCUGUACGGACGCAUCUACGUGGAGGCGCGGAAGCGCAUUCUAAAACAGUCCAACAACAAGCCCGGGAAGAGGCUGACCUCUGCGCAUCUCAUCACCAACUCCCCCGGCUCCGUGGCGUCCACCACGUCCCUCAACUACGGCACGAACAGCGAGCCGCCGUCCUGCUGCGAGCCGUCCUCGUCCCCGUGCAGUCAGGUCAAAGUCACGGUGUCGGACGCGCUGCUGGAGAAGAAACGCAUCUGUGCCGCGAGAGAGCGCAAAGCCACCAAGACCCUGGGCAUCAUCCUGGGCGCGUACAUCGUGUGCUGGCUGCCCUUCUUCAUCUACACGCUGCUCGAGCCCUCGUGCGCCUCUUGUUUCCACGCGGAGCUCUUCGACAUCUUCACGUGGCUCGGGUACCUCAACUCCCUCAUCAACCCGAUCAUCUACACCAUGUCCAACGAGGACUUCAAACAGGCGUUCCACAAAAUGAUCCGCUUCAGGUGGUGCCGCGGGCGCGCGUAG